Miscanthus lutarioriparius is the source of this 1383-nucleotide messenger RNA. NCBI's taxonomy places the organism in Eukaryota, Viridiplantae, Streptophyta, Magnoliopsida, Poales, Poaceae. The record is from the annotation of a GenBank genome assembly.
AUGGGUUAUGGCAUGAGUAGGCUAGAAGAUGAAUACUAUGAGCCUGAAGGGAAGAAUACUGAUGGAUCUGUCUCAGUUCAAGUGAACGAUGAGUUUGCAAAACUGCGUAACGAUAUUUUUCAUAUGACCCGAAUGAGAUCAGGACUUAGUGAAAGCUACAAGUCCAUGGGUACCAACAGAGGAAUAAUAUCAACGGCCAAGUUAUUAUCUCGAAGGGAAAUUGAUUGUUCUGGAAAGGGGACGUUCUCUUCUGGUGAUCGUGCAUUUGUUCUAGGUCGCUAUGUUCCAAUGAACGGCCCUGAAUUAUUGGAUAGGAUGGAUUCUCGUGCUUACGUUUCACAGUUUUCUGCUGAUGGUACUCUUUUUGUUGCUGGUUUUCAGGGAAGUCACAUAAGAAUAUAUGAUGCUGAUAGAGGCUGGAGCAUACACAAAGACAUUCAUGCUAGGUGUUUGAGAUGGACAAUCAGUGAUGUAUCCUUAUCACCUGAUCAGCGGUAUCUUGCCUACUCUAGUCUGGCACCUAUUAUCCAUAUUGUCAAUGUCGGAAAUGCUGCAAGAGAAUCCUAUGCUAAUGUCACUGACAUCCAUGAUGGAUUGGACUUUUCACAGCAUGAAGAUGUUCAAUAUUCGUUUGGAAUAUUUUCCGUGAAAUUUUCCUCUGAUGGACGGGAACUUGUUGCUGGCAGCAAUGAUGAAUCAAUAUAUGUCUAUGACCUCCAUGCAAACAAAUUGACAUUACGUUUACCUGCUCAUACAUCUGAUGUCAAUACAGUAGCAUUUGCUGAUGAAACCGGCCAUCUCAUAUAUUCUGGAAGUGACGACACUUUAUGCAAGGUCUGGGACAGGCGGUGUUUGUCCACAGGACAAGCUGCUGGAGUUUUGACUGGACAUUUGCAUGGGGUAACACACAUUGAUAGUCGUGGAGAUGGCCGAAGUUUCAUAUCCAAUGGAAAAGACCAAGCAAUCAAACUGUGGGAUGUCAGGAAAAUGACGUCCAAUGCUGAUAGUAGUGCAGAUGGAGCCCCAACUUGGGACUACAGAUAUUCAAGGUAUCCGCAGCAGCAUAAACAGUUAAAGCAUCCGCAUGAUCAGUCAUUAGCGACAUACCGUGGACAUUCAGUCCUCCGGACAUUGAUCCGUUGCUACUUUUCUCCUGCUUACAGCACUGGGCAAAAGUACAUAUAUACAGGGUCGUAUGAUUCCUGCGUUCACAUCUAUGAUGUGGUAAGUGGAUCGCAAGUUGCGAAGCUGAAAUGGCAUCAAAUGGCGAUUCGUGACUGCAGUUGGCACCCAUUUGAGCCCACGCUUGUGAGCUCAUCCUGGGACGGCCGUGUAGCGAAAUGGACCAGUGCACGUGAUCAAGAGGCUUCUGAUGUCGAUUGA